Octodon degus (degu) is the source of this 7947-nucleotide messenger RNA. RefSeq names its product SPG11, spatacsin vesicle trafficking associated (gene Spg11). Bases 41 to 7192 code for a protein of 2383 amino acids. Lineage: Eukaryota; Metazoa; Chordata; Mammalia; Rodentia; Octodontidae. The record is from RefSeq and is a predicted model, not a curated record. Gene Ontology annotation, cellular component: synapse; axon; cytoplasm. Gene Ontology annotation, biological process: axon extension; axo-dendritic transport; synaptic vesicle transport. The transcript is spliced from 40 exons.
UCUGGGAGGGGUCGCCUAGGCUGACUAGAAGGCGCGUACCAUGGCAGCACUGGGCGCCACAAGUGCUUUCGCCGGCAGGAGCCGCCCCACAGAGGCCAUGGAGUGUGCCGUACCUAUGCUGUUGGUGCCAGUGCCCGCUGAGGCGACUGGGCGGCUGGGGCCCCGGGCGCAGCUAAACAGGCAGCAGGAGGCCCUCGGGAGUCUGACGUCCGCGGGCAGCCUUCAAGUGCUUUCCUUGGUGCCGGGCGGUCGGGCCGGGGGCGGCUGCUGUCUCGCGGGCCCUUUCCAGCAGUUUAUGUGGGAGGAUUCUGAUAGCAGCACACUAACACGUAAGACCAAACUGCUUGCUCUUAGUGAAAAGCAUGAACUGCUUAUUUAUGAAUUUGACUUGAAAAAUGGGAGAUGUGAUGCCGCUAUAUCGUACACCUGUAGUGGGAAGACUCUGCAAAAGCUUAUUGAAGAUCAGGAUAUCAGUAUUUCCUUACUGUCUUUGAGAAUUCUGUCAUUUUAUAAUAACACAUCAUUAUUAUUCAUCAACAAAUGUGUCAUCCUACAUGUUGUAUUUCCUGAGAAUGAUACUGAAAGUAGAGUACUCAACUGUUUCACAUUACCCUUGCCUGCACAGACAGCAGACACCAUCGUUGACUCGCAGCUUUGCAGAAGAAUUCUUUUUGUUUUGAGUAGUUUAAAUUGGAUCCGUAUCCUUGGCAGAUUAGUGUGCUUCUUCACGUUGUUCCUUAUCAGGCAACAUCCGGGAUACUUACUACGUAAAAGAACACUGGAAGAUCUUCCUAUUCAAGGACUUAAGGGGAUAGAUGAAGAUGAUCCUGUUAACUCUGUCCACAGCAUGAAACUGACCAAAUGUUCUUUCCAGGUUGAUAGAUCUUGGAGUGCCCAGUUAUUAUCCUUGAAUGAAACAAAAAAGAGCUCCAAACUAGAUAUUUCUUGUGUUCCAUGGUUCCAGGAUAUUUUGCAUUUGGAGUCCCCAGAAUCUGGUCAUCAUGGUACCAGUGUGCCAAGCUGGAUUUUUAUUUCACAGGACAUGAUGCAGGGUCAGUAUGAUCUUCUACAGAAAGAUGAUGCCAAGACCAAUGAUCCUGGAAAAUCCUGGAAGAUAAUGCACUUCAGUGAACGAAAGGAAUCUACAGAACUUAAAUGUGUGUCUGUGACAGGGUUCACUGCACUGUUUACUUGGGCAGCGGAAACAAUUGACUAUACUAUUGUCCUCUGGGAUUUGGAGACCCAGGCUUCGCAAUGUUUCUCCUUUGGCCAGAAGUGUAUUCCUGUAGACAGUGGAGACCAGCAACUGUGCUUUGUUUUGACAGAAAAUGGACUCUCUUUGAUUUUGUUUGGUUUGACUCAAGAGGAAUUUUUAAACAGACUAAUGAUCCAUGGAAGCGCCAGUGUUGUGGACUGUCUUUGUCAUCUGAAUGGGUGGGGGAGAUGCUCAAUUCCCAUACAUGCCCUAGAGGCUGGGAUAGAAAAUCGUCAGCUUGACACUGUAGAUUUCUUCUUAAAGAGCAAGGGAAAUCUUUUUGCUACAUCCUCAAAAUCUUCUGUACCUGAUCAGUUGGAUCACUUUCCAGCCCAGUUAUAUUUAAGAAAUGUGGAAGAGCUGACACCAGCAUUGGAUUUACUGUGCUCAGCAAUUAAAGAAAAUUAUUCUGAAACCCAAAGCAAACACUUUGCAGAACAAUUGCUUACUCUUACUCUGUCUUUCCUUAACAAACAAAUAAAGGAGCUUUUUAUUUACACUGAAGAGCUAGAUGAACAUCUACAGAAAGGAGUGAAUAUUUUGACCAGCUAUAUUAAUGAGCUUCGAACUUUCAUGAUAAAGUUUCCUUGGAAACUAACAGAUGCUACAGAUGAAUAUGAUGUAAUUGAAAAUAUCUCCACAGUAAAGGAGACUGCUAUUUGGGAAAAGCUCAGCUUUGAGGAAGUUAUUGCCAGUGCCAUUUUAAACAACAAAAUACCAGAAGCACAAACCUUCUUCAGGAUGAAUAAUCAUUCUGCUCAAAGACUUGAGGAAUUGAUUAGGAUAGGCCUCGAUUUGGUCUUUGUCAAUUUAAAAAAGAGCAAUAUACAGGAAGCCUUUGAACUUUUGAAGAAUAUGGGUUUCGAUGUAAAAGACCAACUGUUCAAGAUAUGCUUCUAUACAACUGAUAAAAAUAUUCGAAACCUUUUGGUUGAAAUUUUAAAAGAAAAAAAUUAUCUUUCUGAGAAAGAAAAAAGAACAAUAGACUUUGUACAUCAAGUUGAGAAGUUUUAUUUGGAAGACUUCCAAGAAAAUGUACAGAUCCAGUCCUUUCCCAGGUAUUGGAUAAAGGAACAAGAUUAUUUCAAGUACAAAUCUGUUUUGGAUUCAUUCCUCAAAGAUGACCAUAAAGAGGAGCUUAACAAACUGGAUCAUAAAAUUGCGUUGAACUGGGCUCGGUGGUGGGAUGGGCCAACACAAGAAUAUAUCCUUCUCCCCAGGAUAAGUCCAGAAGAAUAUAAAUCAUAUUCCCCCAGAACUCUCUGGAGAUACCUAACAGAUCACCAUGAUUGGUCAAGCAUUAACUUGUGGACUGAAGAAUUUCAGACCCUGAAGGAUUACGUAUCACUUCAGAACAAGUGGCCCCCUCUGACUGUUGAUGUUAUUGAUCAGAAUACUUGCUGCAACAACUAUAUGAGGAAUGCAAUUUUAGAUAAGCUAGCCAGGAAUGGGAUUUUUCUCGUGUCUGAACUGGAAGACUUUGAACUCUUCCUCCUCCGACUGAGCCGAAUUGGAGGUGUGAUACAAGAUACCCUUCCUGUUCAAAACUACAGGAACAAAGUGGGCUGGGAUUUCCAUUCCCACUUCAUUCUCUAUUGCUUAGAACAUGGUCUGCAGCAUCUUCUUUAUGUCUAUCUUGAUCAUUACAAAUUCAGUCCCGAAAAUUGUCCUUUUUUGGAAAAGAAAGAAUUACAUGAAACUUAUCCUUGGUUUGAAUUUUUAGUUCAGUGUCGACAAGUUUCUAAUAAUUUUACAGAUCCCAAGCUGAUCUUCCAGGCUAGCCUUGCGAAUGCUCAGAUUUUGAUUCCCACCAAUCAGGCCAGUGUAAGCAGUAUGCUAUUGGAAGGACAUACCCUCCUGGCCCUUGCUACUACAAUGUAUGCUCCUGGGGGCGCCAGCCAGGUCGUUCAGAAUGAAGAAAAUGAGAACUGCUUGAAGAAAGUGGAUCCCCAACUUCUGAGGAUGGCCUUAACACCUUAUCCAAAGUUAAAAGCUGCUCUGUUCCCACAGUGCACUGCUCCUAGUGUCCUGCCACUUGACAUUACACUCUACCACCUCAUUCAGAAAUGGAAAAAAGUCUUCUUACAAUCUCCAGAGAGCUACAGUAAGCCUGAACAAAAAGGCUAUACGCUGAGUCAUCUUCCACAUUUCUCUAGCCCUGGUCUGGUAAAUAAAUAUGCUGUAGUAGAACAUUUGAAUUUUGCUUAUUAUUUACAUCAUGGGCGCCCAUCAUUUGCAUUUGGUACUUUUCUGGUCCAGGAAUUAACCAAAAGCAAGACUCCCAAGAAGCUGAUCCAGCAAGCAGGCAAGGAAGCCUAUGUCUUAGGGCUUUCAUCUUUCCACAUACCUUCUGUAGGAGCUGCCUGUGUUUGUUUCCUAGAAUUACUUGGCCUUGACAGCCUCAAGCUCAGAGUUGAUAUGAAAGUGGCCAAUAUAAUUUUGAGCUACAAGUGUAGAAAUGAAGACACUCAGUACAGCUUUCUCCGAGAGUCUUUAGCUGAGAAACUGUAUAAACUGGCAGAUGAUGAAAAGGCAACCACAGAAGAAUUGCUUGUUCUUCUAGAAGAAGGUAUAUGGAAUAGCAUUCAGCACCAGGAAGUAAAUAGGUUAUCCAGUGAAUCUGAGAGCCAGUGGACAUUAGUGGUACAGUUUGGCAGGCUCCACAAUAUGAAACUGAGCAUGUCCUACCUUAGAGAAUGUGCCAAAGCAAAUGACUGGUUGCAGUUCCUUAUUCAUAGCCAGCUCCAUAACUACCAAACAGAGGAGGUGAAGUCUCUUCUUCAGUGUUUCAGCCCCAUCCUGCAAGACCACUUACAACUAGCUUUUGAGAACUUGGCCUCAGUAUCCAACUCAAGAGUGAACAGUGGUCAAGUCAGUACUGAGUCUCCUCAGGAACUCCAGAGAAACAAAGACGAGAUGACUAAUUUCUUUGAAGUUCUGCUACAGUGCUCAGAGCAACCAAAAUCCUGUCAUUGGCUCCUGGCUGAGGCAGUGAGACAAAAGGCCCCUGUCCUCAGUAUCCUGGCUUCAUGUCUCCAGGAUGCCAGUGCUGUUUCCUGUCUUUGUGUCUGGAUCAUUACCUCUGUGGAGGACAGUGUUGCUGCUGAAGUAAUGGGACAUAUUCGGGGCUUGACAGAAGACCACCCCUGGGACCUUGAGGAUUUUUCCAUCAUCUGGAGAACAUUAUUAACAAGGCAGAAGAGCAGAACUCUCAUCAGAGGUUUCCAGCUUUUCUUUAAGGAUUCACCAUUACUACUGAUGAUGGAAGUAUAUGAACUAUGUAUGUUCUUCAAGAAUUAUAAGGAAGCCAAAGCUAAACUUCAGGAAUUCCAGAAGAGCCUUGAAACUCUUGACACAGCAACUACAGCAGUCCACCCUAUCCUCCCUGCUGUGUGGCUGAGGGACCAAGUGUGUUUCCUUUUGAAGCUUAUGCCACAGCAGUGUCAGACACAGUAUGAGCUGGGGAAGCUCUUACAGCUGUUUGUUGGAACAGAGCAUCUCUUCUGUGAUGAUCCAGAUAUAAAGAAGCUGUGUGUCCUUAACCACAUUUUGAAGGAUACAUCCAUACCCAUUAAUCAUACAGUUAUUAUCAGCUACAGCAUUGAAAAUUUUCAGCAUGAAUGUAGAUCUAUUUUGGAAAGACUGCAGACAGAUGGACAGUUUGCUUUGGCCAGGAGAACAGCAGAAUUAGCUGAGUUACCUGUGGACAACUUGGUUAUUGAAGAGAUAACACAGGAAAUGCAGGUACUAAAGCACAUGAAACAGUGGUCCUUGGAACAAGCAAGAAUUGAUUUCUGGAAAAAAUGCCAUGAGAACUUCAAGAAGAAUUCCAUUUCAAAUAAAGCAGCUUCUUCCUUUUUCUCCUCCCAGGCCCAUGUGGCCUAUGAACACCCAGUUGGAAGAGGCAGUACUGAAGAGCGCCAUCUGCUGCUCACCCUGGCUGGGCACUGGCUUGCACAGGAGGACCCAGUGCCCUUGGACAAGCUAGAGGAACUGGAGGAGCAGAUCUGGGUCUGCCGCAUCACCCAGCAUACCCUCCAAGGGCAGCAGCAGGAUGCAGAGCCAAGAUUUUCUCAACAAAUUUCAACUAGUGGUGAACUUUCUUUUGAUAGCUUAGCCAGGGAGUUUUCUUUCUCCAAAUUGGCUGCUCUGAACACAUCUAAAUACUUGGAACUUACUGGCCUUCCAUCCAUAGAGACAUGUGAGAAUAGACUGGAUUGGAAGGAGCAGGAAUCACUGAGCUUUCUGAUUGGGCGCCUUCUGGAUGAUGGCCAUGUACAUGAGGCAAGUAGAAUAUGCCGGUAUUUUCAUUUCUAUAACCGAGAUGUUGCCUUGGUGUUGCACUGCCGAGCCUUGGCCUCGGGGGAAGCAAGUGUGGAUGACCUGCAUCCAGAAAUCCGUGCUCUUCUACAAAGUGCUCAGCUUCCUGAGGAAGAAGAGGAGCCGGAUGUUCUAGGGAAAGACCAAAGCACUUCAAGUUUGGAUAGUCAGUCAUUUGUGAUGAUGCCCUCAAAGGAUGAGGUGGUGACAAAUCUGGAAAUUCUGACAAGCAAAUGCCUUUUUGGGAAGAACUACUGCCGGCAGAUCCUUUGCCUGUAUGAACUUGCCAAGGAGUUGGGCUGUUCCUACACAGAGGUUGCUACCCAGGAUGGCAAGGCCCUACUCCACGCAAUCCUGGCCUCUCAACAACCUGACCGGUGCAGACGAGCCCAGGCCUUCAUCAGUACCCAGGGCCUCCCUCCAGAAACUGUGGCUGAGCUUGUGGCUGAAGAGGUGAUGCAGGAGCUGCUGGCCCCAUCCGAGGGAACAGGACAUAAGCAGAUGUUCAGCCCAGCAGAGGAAAGCCAGGCAUUUCUUCAGCUGACUGCUCUGUGUCGAGACCACACUUUGGUUGGCAUGAAGUUGCUGGAUAAGAUUUCCUGUGUUCCUUGUGGGGAGCUAUCCUGCACCACAGAGCUCCUGAUCCUGGCUCAUCACUGCUUCACCCUGACAUGCCACAUGGAGGGCAUCAUGCAAGUCCUGCAGGCCGCCCGCAUGCUCACGGAUAACCACUUGGCUCCCAAUGAGGAAUAUGGGCUGGUGGUCCGGCUCCUCACUGGCAUUGGAAGGUACAGUGAGAUGGCGUACAUAUUUGAUUUGUUGCAUCAAAAACACUACUUUGAAGUGCUGAUGAGGAAGAAGCUGGAUCCGAGUGGGACCCUGAAGACAGCCCUGUUGGAUUACAUCAAACGCUGCCGCCCAGGGGACAGUGAGAAGCACAACAUGAUUGCCCUGUGCUUUAGCAUGUGCCGAGAGAUCGGGGAGAACCAUGAGGCAGCUGCCUGUAUUCAGCUGAAGUUGAUCGAGUGUCAGACCUGGGAGGACAACCUCAAGGAUGGGCAGCAGCUAAAGCAGCUGCUAUUGAAGGCCCUAACCCUGAUGCUGGAUGCAGCUGAGAGUUAUGCCAAGGAUUCCUGUGUGCGACAGGCGCUGCACUGUCACCGGCUCACCAAGCUGAUAACACUACAGAUUCACUUUCUGAACACUGGCCACAACACAAUGGUCAUCAACUUAGCCCGCCAUAAGCUGAUGGACUGCAUCAUGACCCUGCCUCGGUUUUACCAGGCAUCUAUUGUAGCUGAGGCAUACGACUUUGUCCCAGAUUGGGCUGAAAUUCUGUACCAACAAGUGAUAAUUAAAGGAGACUUUAAUUACUUGGAAGAAUUUAAGCAGCAAAGGUUAUUAAGACCCACUGUGUUUGAAGAGAUUUCAAAAAAAUAUAAACAACAUCAGCCUACUGACAUGGCCACAGAAAACCUGAAGAAGUUACUCUCCUACUGUGAAGAUAUCUACUUAUAUUACAAGUUGGCGUAUGAACACAAAUUUUAUGAAAUUGUAAAUGUGCUUCUGAAGGACCCUCAAACAGGUUGCUGUCUAAAAGACAUGCUUGCUGCUUAGACGAUUUCAGUGGUGCCUGUGGUCUUGAAACAACAGGUUCUGACGGAUGUCCAUGAUCAAGAGCAGAGUGCAUUGGGCAGCUUGUGUCUGACUUGGGAAAGUCCAGGAAGGCACCAUCUCAGUCCUUUGUGGGUGAGAUAAUGAAGGAGAGAAUUUUCAGCAGGAAAUUCCUGUUUGGAAGUGAUUGCUCAUCUAUACUGUUUUACAUGGAUGCUUGGUGUUAAGAUCAAAAGCUUCCUCAGGAUGAAAUUGCUGCAUUAGGAGGUAAUGCAAUGAUUAAAGGAUACCUGUGCCUGCAGAUUCCAGUUUCAAAGAAAUUUAAUAUUAUUUACACAGUUAAGGAACAGGUGAUACAUUUUCAUUUGUUAGAAACUGAUCUUUCUAUAAUAAAAUAGAUUUUAAAUUCAGUGUAUGUCAUUAUUACUGCUAAGGAAAUCUUAGCCCUUAUCUGCCUUAAAACAGUAUUUGCUGUAUAAUUAUUGCUGUGUAGUCAGACCUAUUAAUUCACCAAGUCGCAUAAAUGGUCCUGUUUUACAUUUAGUCAACCGAGCCAAGGAUCCUAUUUCAUAUGGAAAUUUUGAAAUACUUUUUGCUCUGGUUGUGACAACUGGGACAAAAAAGACAAACCCUCAAAUCUUAUUAAAUCUAGAAUAAGAUAAAGAUCCCAGUUUAUGCUUCUACUCAUAACCUGAGUUGUAGGCUCUACUAUGCCAAAUAAAUAGUUCUUCUAGUACUUAAUUAGACCUUAGUAUUUA